Saprolegnia diclina VS20 is the source of this 4805-nucleotide messenger RNA. RefSeq lists its product as hypothetical. NCBI's taxonomy places the organism in Eukaryota, Oomycota, Saprolegniomycetes, Saprolegniales, Saprolegniaceae. The record is from RefSeq and is a predicted model, not a curated record. Bases 31 to 4749 code for a protein of 1572 amino acids. The transcript is spliced from 23 exons.
CGCCGAAACCGCUUCGCCUUUCCACUCAGCAUGGACGCGAUCCCAGAGACGGACGAUGACAGUGCGCCGUCGCCGCGGUUUGUGACGACCGCACCGCGGCUCAAGCACGAGACAACGUCGGUCGUGGGCCGUGCUCGCAUGAACCUCUUGGCCACGCUGCGCGACCACUGCAUGCGGCACGACGCCGCCCACAUGGAAGACGACCUUGUGCAAUUGCUCGAUGGCUUCUUCGAAGGACCGCUGUCGUUGGCCGUCCAGGACCGGGAAACAAAGUACCUCAACACGAUGACCGAGGUCUUCCGCGACGAGCUCAAGGAGCGAACGCACACCAUUGCGCGCGUGACGGAGAAAUGCGCGCUCCUCGAAGCCCGCGUCGCCGAGUGCGACGUCGUCACCGACGGCCUUCGGUCCAGCUUGGAUCGACGCAGCUACGAGAUGGAUGCGCUGCGAAAAGCCCACUACAAGGAGAUUCUCAUGCUCCGAGAGCUCGUGACGCGGCAAAAGACCGACCCCGCGACACUCCGCGCCCUCGACGAGGCCAUUGCGGGGCUCCACCUGCAGCGGCGACGCAUGGACGCGGCCAAAUCCGAGGAGACGUCGCCGCGCAAGGCUUCAGUGGCGGCCGAUGAGCCGUCGAUGGACGACCGGAUCGAGCUGCUGAAAAAAGAUUUGGAGAAACGCAAGCAGUUCAACUUUGUAUUGCGGCAAGACCGCGACAAGUGGGAGGAGCGAACGCGCGAAGCCCGAGCGGAGCUCGAUGCGCUGCGAAAAUCACUCGAAACAAAGCCCGACCUUCCCGCGACGACUGCGCCACUCCCAACAACAACGACCACCUCGAUGCCGGUGGCGCCAUGGUGGACCGACGGCGCCUCUGGUGGACGCCGGGAGCGCCUUGCGAUCGAUAGCGCGGUCAGCGCACAUACUGUCGCCCUGCGCGACGUUGCAGCGGCGAUGAUCGAAGUCAUGGCGCUGCCCGAGGUGUGGAGCGAGGUCACCACGAUCCUCACCGACCCGAUGGAGACGUCCAAGGCAGCCGCGCAUCUCUCGUCGCUCGUGCAAGCGCUUACACCCGAGCCGGCGCCCGACACCAUACUCGAGGUCCACUUGCCGCCACCAAAGAGCGCACCGUCGCCGCCAACGCGGUCCGCAAGUCGCGUGCCUUGUUUGCAGUGCAACGGCCUCGGCAUCAUUGACCCUGCGACCGUGUCGACGACCGUGGACGUGCACGCGGAUGCGCAGCUCCAGCGCUCGUUGCAGCGGCUCCAAGAGCUCAAACGCGAGGUCGAGCAGCGCCAAGACGAAGUCACUCAACUACAAGCUGCCAACACGACGUUAACGACGCAGCAAACGACGUUGACGGCAACAGUGACCGAGCUGCGUGCGCAGUUGGCAGCGAUACCAAAACCUACGCGUAGUAGCAGCAAAGCCGAAGCGACCACAGCAACCGACGCUUCACGUGCGCACCACUCAGUCUCGGUGCAGACCGAUACCGUCGUGGCCGAGGCGCUCAAGCACAUCGAGCCGACGCCGACCCCAGUCGUCGUUGACGGGGCCCGCACCGAGGCUCUCGAAGCACUACUCCGCGACCAGGCCGUCUUGGUCAGCGACCUCCAAGGCGAGAUCUACACCAAAGACGAUGUGCUCCGGACACUGCAAGAGAAUGUAUCGGCGGCCGAGGCCAGUUUGCUCAAGGUUCGCCACGCCUCGGAAGUAGCUCAACAGCUGCUACGAGACGAAAUCACAGUUCUCAGCGAUACGCUGAGUGCCCUGCGCGAAGAUUCGACGGUGGCGAUGCGGGAUAAGCAGGCAGCGCUAACAUCGUACCUCGCCCAGCUCUCCACCCGUGCGAUGCUACCGUCAACGCCGCUUGAGAAUGCCGCCGAGAUCGAUAUUGCGUCCUUGAUCCCGUGGAGCGACGACGACACGCAGGCCGAGACACUGGCACGCGUCACCGAAGCCGCAGCGCAGCAAACCGAGGUCGAGUGGACCGACCUCCAGCGCGCUUUUGCCGCGAGCCCGCUGCCCGCGAUGCCACUGGAUGCUGCGCGCGCCAACCCUGUCGAGUCGAUCCUGACGCUGCAAGCCGAGCUCGAGCUGCAGAAAGAGUCGACACAAAAAGUUGCGUGCGUUCAGAUGCAGCGCAUUGUCACGCUGUCGUCGCACCUCGCGCGUCUCGCCGGUGAAAUGCUCACGAUGCGAAAACGAUUGCUCGCGCAAGUUGCGUUUUGGAAGACUGAAUGCGAGAAACUGGAGCGUGGCCAAAUCUGCCUUCUGACCGAAUUCAACUGCUACAAGACCAACUACCUCGUCCAAGCCGAGGUGCUCAAAAUGCGCGCGGCCGCCAGUGAAAGCCAAGAGACGCAGUGGAGUACCAUCAACGACGACAUCCAAGAGUUUCUUCGCACGCUGUCCAGUCAUGCGGCCGCGACGCCGCACGACGCGUGGACGUGGUUUACGACGCUAAGCAACACGAUCGCGGCGGCGAGCGACGACACCAAGCAGCGCAGCUUUGAGGCACUUGUGUCGCUCUAUCAUGCGUGGACAGCCAAGCGCAAUGAGGUUGAACCGCCCGUGCAAGCCACGAACAAGCAGCAGCGAAAGCCAAGCCAGCGCAAGCCUGAACCGCGUCAGUCGCGGUCCCAGAGCACUUCGCAAAACAAAAGCCCACGGCCGCCCAAGCAAAUGCUUUAUCCUGACGAGAAGAAAACACACCUCGCACGGCUUGGGCACACAGAAGCCAAGCUCGGGCACCAGCGGGUCGCGCCGGUGGCCCGCGCCAAAACCGAGUCCAGCUCCGCCUCGUUGGUUGAUACACCGCCAGUGGCGAUCGUACCAUCACGCAACGACCCUCUUUUGCUCGAGUGCGUGCUCGAGUCGUCGACGGCGUCCGAGGUCAUGGACGACGAUCCUCCGUCAUCGCCGCUUCCAAUGAAUGACAUUGCCGAAAGCCAAAUCGUCGACGAUGUCUUCUCCAUACAGCAGGUUCCAGAUGCUGCCAGUAACGAGGUGCAUCCAGAAGCAGCGGGUAUCACCGACGAUCAAGCAGAGGAGGAGGCUCCUGAAGAGCUAUCGACAGAGCAAAUGGCGAGAGCAACCCCCUCACAACAGGAAUAUGACGACCCAACGAAGAAGGCAAGUCACUUCGAGACGACGUUCAUCAUGGCGGCCGACAACGAGACACCAGACGUCACAGCACCACUGCGCUCUAAAGCUCCAGCCCCACCGACGUCUCCAGCGCCCCUAACCUCGACAGCACCCCUAACCUCGCCAGGGUCAUCGGCCACUUUGCUCGCAGCGCCUCUGUGUGUCUUGCCCAGUGCAAGCAUAUACGUACCUUCCCCCUGGCUGCCAGAGACCGUGGUGACGUCCAAGGCGAAUGCAAGUCCCUCGUCCAAAAUACAAGCGCAGGACCACACCCUUCCACAUCCGACGCUAGCCCCGUUUGCAGAUGGGCCUCCUACGGUACCUCCGACUUCGCCCCCCAAGCGCCGUUCGAGUCGUCUCCCGGCAGAGGUCAAGCUCCCCACGUCCCUUGUGGUGGCCCUCCCAAUGCUCACGCCGUUGGUUGUCAGUACGAGCCCGCCUCGCGACAAAACAGCGCACGAGACUCCGCGGAUGCUGCCCGUCGACAGCGAACAUGCCCAUCGUCUGCGCGAUAGCAACCAGUUGGAGCACGAGUCCGUGGCAGAGCUGCAUACAAUGCUCGAGAUUCGCUCGCUUCAGCCCGUGGCUGCCAGCAAAGGACUUGCCGCCAGCGCGCUCCCGUCGCCCGUCACCACCGAAUUGGAAGAGCAAGAAGCGCUGCCCGAGACCGAGCCGCGCUUGGUAGCGCUGCCACCCAUGGCCGACCCCCACCACCACGCCAAAGGGCUCAACUACUUGCGAACGCUCGUUCGCGCGCGGCGAGACGUUAUGAGCUCGCUGAGUGUCUUGAACUGGAGCACGCUGGCCGCCCACGCAGCCGUACGCCGGCUUCAGGCGCGUGUGCUAGAGGCGAAGGCGCAUCAUACGUACCACCACAACCAGCGGGAUUCGCACUGGUCAAGCCUUCUUCAAGUGAUGCAAAAGGCUCUGCGCACCAAGGAGCGCCUUCGAACACAGGUGCUGGAACGGCGCGGUCAGAUGCGGAGUCACUUGGACCAGACCAACGCAGCCAUUCUGCACGCGCUCUCGAGCUUGUUUCAGGACGACAAGACCGUCUCGGACCCGUUGCCUGCCGCAAGGGGCCUGAUGCCACUCGACCUGAACCUCGUCGACUUGGGGGUGAUUCCACCCAGCCAACAAAUCCCAACGCCGCACUACCCUCUCCACCCCCACUACCCCACCGACCCCUACACGGGGCUCAUGUCGGUCGAGCGCGUGGCACCGGGAGAGCCCACCCAGCGCUUUCCCAGCCGAACGCUCAAGUUUCGCAGCGACCCCACCGCGGGUGAUUUCUCGCUUCUGCAUGUGGUCAAAGCGCGCCACCCGCGCAGCGCUGGGCCGCCCGGCAAGGCCGUGCUCGACACCAAGAGCGCAGUCCGCGUGAGCGCGUUUCGCGUCUCGGAAGCAACGACCACAAUUGUCGCGUCCGAUGCCGCGUUACAGGACAUUGUGCGCAGUCCGAUCAGUCUCGAGACGCCACGUCAUCCGAACCCGUACCGGCCCAAGUCGACACCAUCGUACCGAUCCCGGUUUAGCAGUCGGCAAACCAAGCCCGCGCCGAUUGCGCACCCGGACCCUGUCACACUCUUGACAAAGUGGAAAUAAAACAGAGUCUUGAUCCUGCCUGAAUGAAUUCUCCAGUGGGCGUUUGGACAAAACGG